This is a messenger RNA of Labrus bergylta (ballan wrasse), 1660 nucleotides long. It is a transcript of the gene tk2, whose product is annotated as thymidine kinase 2. NCBI's taxonomy places the organism in Eukaryota, Metazoa, Chordata, Actinopteri, Labriformes, Labridae. The record is from RefSeq and is a predicted model, not a curated record. Gene Ontology annotation, cellular component: cytoplasm. Gene Ontology annotation, molecular function: deoxynucleoside kinase activity.
AGUGUUGUGUAUGAGUGAAGAGGUCAUUUAAAAGAGCCAUAGUAAGCACAUCCUGGCACUGGCACUAAACAAAGCAGUGCACACAUGCAUUAACAGCAGAUGGCAGUGAGAGUCUGUAAUGUUGCCUUAUAUAGAGUAGAAGAAGAAAUCACAGUUUAUUUCCUGAAGGGGAAGAAGCCGUACUGUAUGAGAGAUGUGGGCAGCAGGUGGUCGCCUUUCCCCAAUGUUAGCGGCAGGAGUCGUUUCUUCUUGUGUGCGGGUUGUCAGGUGUAACAGAAGGGGGAAGUUACCUGCCGGGUCCGUCACACUGAUCCCGAGGAGAGCGCACCGCGUCACGCAGCACGGGAACACAGGGAAGCUGGAGCGAAACGGAGAGGCUAAGAAGUCAGUGAUCUGUCUUGAGGGGAACAUUGCCUGUGGGAAAACUACAUGUCUGAAUUACUUCAGCGAAACCAGCAACAUAGAGGUCCUAACAGAACCCAUCUCACAAUGGAGGAAUGUCCGUGGCCACAACCCUCUGGGUCUUAUGUACCAGGAUCCUGAGCGCUGGGGCAUCACACUGCAGACAUAUGUUCAACUCACCAUGCUGGAUAGACACCUGUCACCUAUCUCAGCUCCUGUCAGGAUGAUGGAAAGGUCCAUCUUCAGUGCCAAAUACAUCUUCGUGGAGAAUCUCUUCAGAAGUGGGAAAAUGCCUGAGGUGGACUUUGCAGUUCUCAGCGAGUGGUUUGAUUGGAUCACAACAAACAUAUACCUUCCUGUUGAUCUGAUUGUGUACCUGCAGGCGACUCCUGAGAAAUGUCAUGAGAGGCUGAAGCAGAGGAGCAGAGAAGAGGAGAAGGUCAUUCCAUUGGAGUAUCUUGAGUCCAUUCACCAGCUGUAUGAGGACUGGCUCAUCAAGCGCACAUCCUCCCCUCUUCCUGCUCCUGUUUUGGUUAUUCCAGCUGACCAUGACCUCAAUGAGAUGCUGCACCAGUAUGAAGAAAACCGUGACAAAAUCCUACAUGCUUGCUACCUCUGAAACACACACACACACAAAGGCACGAACAGCAAAGGGAGCUUUGGAAGAGGAUUUGAAACCUCUCUUAUAAAACUGAUCUGUUCAGUACUGAAGGAGAGCUCAGUCAAGCAGCUCAAUCGCUUAGAGUUGAAGUUUUAGCAAUAACACAAGUUAUUUAUUUACAUGUGAUUUGUAGUCAAUCACACUUCAUUUACUUCUUAAGGGUUAUGUAAAGAUGCUUAUUUAAUAAUGAUCUCACCUACAGGACAAGAAAAGUCAAAUAUUCCUUCUGUCAUUUUAAACUAUGAAGAUUAACGGAGUCAUUCCAAAUCACGGGCAGUUUCUUUUCCAGGUGUUAAUAAUUUGUUUGUAUUUAUUUCACUAUUUGUUGUCAUGUACUCAAAGUCAGACCACAUGUUGUUACAAGGGGACCUCAAGUACAUUAGGGUUUGAUUUUUGGGUGUAAUAACUUGUCAUAUAACUGGAGCAUCGGUUACAACAGAUUUUACUUUAUGUGUUACUUUAUGUACUGCAACGGGAUUUUACUGAAGAUUGACUUGAAUAAUGAAAUGUUUCUCUGUAAUUGCCUUUAAUGAAUGGAAGCUUUGUUCUCUUUGUUACAUGUUUUGCUUCAUUAAUAAGAACAUUUUGUUAUCCUAA